Molecule: messenger RNA, 474 nt
Organism: Gregarina niphandrodes
Lineage: Eukaryota; Apicomplexa; Conoidasida; Eugregarinorida; Gregarinidae
Exons: 1
Coding region: 1-474 (157 amino acids)
Source: RefSeq, a predicted model, not a curated record
AUGUCGCGUUCAGUACGAGCAAUACGUAGUGGCGAGUCGUCGUCAGCGAAGUCGGCGUUUCUCGGUGCUUUGUUGAUUGAUGCCCCACAGGUGAUAAUGGAGGUUUGGGAUGCGAAUUUGGGGGCAUUGGAGAACGUGUUUGUGGUAGGCAUGAUGUCAGAGACGGUGUCGGUGACACCUCGAGGGAGUGCUUGGGCUCGAACACACCCUGAGUUGGAAUGGAAUCCGUACUCAGAGAAUGACGCUCGACUUCAUGCCAAUGACGUCCUCGUGGCCGAUGCAGUAACCGAGGCGGCAGCCAACGCAUCCGAGGAGAUGCGCGAACGCGCCCGCAGAUUUUGCGCUUCUCUCGCACAAGAAGAAGAUCUCGUCGGCGACUUCGGCAUCACCAACAACUUAGGCCACCCCCUCAAACGUAUCACUGCUGUACGUCAAAGUCAUGGCAGCCUCUUCCUACGGCUUCAAUUUUUCUGA